This is a messenger RNA of Vidua chalybeata, 1590 nucleotides long. It is a transcript of the gene LIPT1, whose product is annotated as lipoyltransferase 1. Gene Ontology annotation, biological process: protein lipoylation. Bases 322 to 1440 code for a protein of 372 amino acids. Lineage: Eukaryota; Metazoa; Chordata; Aves; Passeriformes; Viduidae. The transcript has 2 exons. The record is from RefSeq and is a predicted model, not a curated record. Gene Ontology annotation, molecular function: lipoyltransferase activity. Gene Ontology annotation, cellular component: mitochondrion; cytoplasm.
GGCGCUCCCGAGGCCGCCGGUUCCAAGGAGCCCGCAGGAGCAGGGACGGGCGCUGGAACCGCUCCGUUCCCCACCGCACCAGGGACUGCGAGGAGCUGCUGUGACACCCCCGCAUGUCCUGUGAGGCUCCCGCCAGGGUCUGAGCGGCAUCACCGGAGGAACACCAUGCCUGGGAACUCGCCUGCUGCUGUGGGAAGAGCAUGACUGUCUCAUGCCCGCCACUGGCAUUUCGGUUCUGUCACAGGAGCCGGCUGCGCUCCUGCCGCAUUCAGCAUUAGCAGAGCAGGCAUUCCUUCCAUCCGCUGUGCAGUUAUUAAAAACAUGGUGCUCCAGUCAUUAAAAAACUGCCUUUGGCUGUCCUGUGUCCUCAGGACUCCAAAAGCUUGCUUCUGGAGCACAGCUAUUGGAGCCCUCAUUAUCCAGUCUGUUUCUAAUGAUGUUUACCAAAAUCUAGCUGUGGAAGAUUGGAUCCAUGACCACAUGGAUUUAGAGAAGCAACAAGUCCUUUUCCUUUGGAGAAAUUCCCCUGCUGUGGUAAUAGGGAGACAUCAGAAUCCCUGGCAGGAAUGCAACCUCAGGCUAUUGAGGCAAAAAAAUAUAAAACUAGCCAGGAGAAGAAGUGGAGGAGGGACAGUUUACCACGACUUAGGUAAUAUCAAUUUGACUUUCUUCACAACCAGAAAAAAAUAUGAACGAAUGGAAAACCUGAAGCUCGUUGUGAAAGCACUGAAAGCCUUGCGACCCCAGUUAGAUGUACAUGUCACUGACAGAUACGACAUCUUGCUAGACAGGCAAUACAAAAUCUCAGGCACUGCUGCAAAGCUGGGAAGGGCAAGUGCUUAUCACCACUGUACCUUACUCUGUAAUGCAGAUAAGUUUGUUUUAUCAUCUGUGCUAAAAAGUCCUUUUAAAGGGCUAAAGAGCAAUGCCACUCCUAGCGUGCCUGCCUUGGUGAAAAAUCUCUUUGAAGAGGAUCCUAGUUUAACUUCUGAGAUGCUCCUGGAUGCCAUUGCUAAAGAAUAUGCUGUGCAACACCAGAUAGAUCACCAUAUCACCUUAAUAAAUCCAACUGAUGAGACUCUGCUUCCUGGAAUUAGUAACAAAACUAAAGAACUACAAACCUGGGAAUGGGUGUAUGGAAAGACACCAAAGUUCAGCAUUAGCACAUGUCUUAACAUGACCUAUAAAGAUUCUGUUCUUGAUGUUAAAGUAAAUAUGGAUGUAAAACAUGGAAGAAUUGAAGCCUGUAACAUUGAUCUGCCAGAGCAGUGGCUGCCACCAGGACUGUACAGUGAACUGGUCAAGAGUCUUACUGGCAGUAAGUUUUGCCCAAACGAAACCACUACGCUUGUGACAACAUUGCUAAGAGUGUGUCCACAAGAUGAUGAGUUGCACAGCAGGUGGAGUCUACUAUGUGAGAAUAUGAUAAGGUUAAUGUGACUUGCAUUUUGAAAGUGUGAGUUAAACUUCUGCUGCUUUUUUAUUUAAUGUAUCAGAAACAAAAUUAAAACAAUCACUACUAAGAGAAAAAUUCAGCUUGUAGAAAACAAAUCGUUCAAUCUUGUGCUUUUAUUUAAUAUUAAAAUUAAA